AUGCCCCGCAAACUCUCCAAACAAGCCUCCUUCACAUCUCCCUCCUCCACCACCCUCUCCUCAACCCUCACCACAUCAACAACCUCCCAGAUCCCCUCCUCACUAACCGACCCGACCCUACCGCUCCCCAAACUCAUCGUCUUCGACCUCGACUACACCCUCUGGCCCUUCUGGGUAGACACCCACGUCCUCGGGCCCCUCAAGCCCAACACCACCCACUCCCUCGCCACCGACCGCAAAGGCGAAGACUUCGCCUUCUACACCGACGUCCCCUACAUCCUGCAACUCCUCCCGCACGCUGUAUCCGACGCCAACGCCCCCAUAAAGCUGGGCAUCGCGUCUCGAACUCACGCGCCAAGCAUCGCAAAGGAUCUCUUGAGGAUGCUGCAUCUGCCGCCGACAGAGGACGGUGACAAGCCGAGGAAGGCGGUGGAUGUUUUUGAUGGCGGCAUGGAGAUCUACCCGGGGAGCAAGGUGAAGCAUAUUGAGGCGUUGCAUAAGCGAACGGGCGUCAAGUAUGAGGAUAUUUUGUUCUUUGACGAUGAGAGUCGGAAUCAGGAGACGGAGAGUUUGGGGAUUACGAUGAGGUUGGUUAGGGAUGGGGUUUGUUGGGCGGAGAUUGAGAAGGGGGUGGAGGAGUGGAGGAGACGGAGGGGGUUUGGGAAGAUGGCUUGA
Pochonia chlamydosporia 170 is the source of this 675-nucleotide messenger RNA. RefSeq names its product magnesium-dependent phosphatase-1 family protein. Bases 1 to 675 code for a protein of 224 amino acids. NCBI's taxonomy places the organism in Eukaryota, Fungi, Ascomycota, Sordariomycetes, Hypocreales, Clavicipitaceae. Gene Ontology annotation, molecular function: acid phosphatase activity. The record is from RefSeq and is a predicted model, not a curated record. The transcript has a single exon.